GCGGGCUGCUCUUUGUGGAGGUUUCUGUCCUUUUGUGAAAGGCUGGUCAGCUCUCCCGGCCGUCAGUCCGUCCCGCUUCCUGUGUGUGGCCGAGUUUCCGCGCUCGCUGUCCCUGGGCGGAGGAACCCGAGGCCUGGCCCUUGCGCUGCAGCGCGGCUCGCCCCGCGGAAUGUGACGGGGAAGAAGGGGCGUGUGUGCGAGGGGCCGGGGAGCGAGGCCGGGGCGGUGGGAGAGUGGGCGCCGGCGGGAGGCUCCGGGCGUGCGAGGGUGCAGCCGCGAGCGCGCGGCGACCCUGCGAGGCCGCCGACCCCGAGCCAGCCGCAGAAGCGGGACUCGCUCCUCUAGGGCUGCCCACCCCCUCGGGGCCGCCGCCCAGGGGCGCCAUGGAGACCUCGGCCCUGGAGCCUGAGGAGACAGCUCUGUGCUCUCAGAACCCUGCCCUUCCCCUCAAAGAGCAUCCAGAGGAUGAAUUGGGUUGGGGUCUCCUGGAAGCCAGGUCUGAGGAAUCGGUGACCUUCAAGGACGUGGCCGUGGACUUCACCCAGGAGGAGUGGAGUCAGCUGGAUUCCCCUCAGCGAGCCCUGUACUGGGACGUGAUGCUGGAGAACUACCAGAACCUUCUCGCCCUUGGGCCCCUGGUCUGCAAGCCAGAUGUGAUCUCUCAUCUGGAACGAGGCGAGGAGCCAUGGCGUGUGCAGAGGGAAGUGCCUGGAGGGGCUUGUCCAGAAGGGACGCCUCGGCCUGAGGUGGAGGAGGAGGAACCCCCGCAGCGGCGGGCUGCUUGCCAAGGAGAAGCGUUCCAGGAGCCGAUCACCGUGCAGCCAGCGAGGCCCAGCCUCCACGGUGCCAGCCCCGGGGAGACGUGGGCCUGGGCAGACCCAGCAGAUGCUGUGUGGGGAAGCAAGGCUGUGUUAUGGGAGCGCACACCCGCCGCCGAUGAGGACGUCUCCCCUGAGGAGCACCGUCGGGGCCACGACACGUCGAAGGAGGGCUCCCCCCUCGGGUGCACCGUCCCCCCUGAGCCGAGCAACCCCACAGGGGGACGUUGUCCCAACACAUACCUCAGGGAUGUCGCAUCCGCCGAGGGCGUCGCCAAGGCCCCCGGGAGAACACACGCAGGGGAAAACUCGUGGAAGUCAAGUGAGCAAGGGGAGUCCCCACAGGCGUGCAGGCAGCACGGCAUCUUCGUGUGCGACGAGUGCGGGAAGGCAUUCCCCCAGAGCGCGUCGCUCACGCUGCAUCGGCGCUGGCACGGCCGGGAGAAGGCCUACAAGUGCCGCGAGUGCGGCAAGGCCUUCCCCUGGAGCACCAGCCUCAUCGAACACCAGCGGGUACACAGCGGCGAGAAGCCCUUUGUCUGCAGCGAGUGCGGGAAGGCCUUCAGCUGCCACUCAUCUCUCAACGUGCACCAGCGGGUCCACACGGGCGAGCGACCCUACAAGUGCAGUGCCUGCGAGAAGGCCUUCAGCUGCAGCUCCCUGCUCAACAUGCACCUGCGCGUGCACACCGGCGAGAAGCCCUACAAGUGCGGCGAGUGCGGCAAGGCCUUCAACCAGCGCACGCACCUGACCCGGCACCACCGGAUCCACACCGGCGAGAAGCCCUACAAGUGCAACCAGUGCGGCAAGGCCUUCACCUGUCACUCCUCCCUCACCGUGCACGAGAAGAUCCACAGCGGAGACAAGCCGUUCAAGUGCAACGAGUGCGAGAAGGCCUUCAAUCACCGGUCCCGCCUCACCCUCCACCAGCGGAUCCACACGGGCGAGAAGCCAUUCAAGUGCACAGACUGCGGGAAGGGCUUCAGCUGCCACUCGUACCUCCUCGUGCACCAGCGGGUCCACACCGGCGAGAAGCCAUUCAAGUGCAACGAGUGCGGCAAGGCCUUCAGCUCCCACUCGUACCUCCUCGUGCACCAGCGGGUCCACACGGGCGAGAAGCCCUUCGACUGCAGCCAGUGCUGGAAGGCCUUCAGCUGCCACUCGUCGCUCAUCGUGCACCAGCGGGUCCACACCGGCGAGCGGCCCUACAAGUGUCGCGAGUGCGGCAAGGCCUUCAGCCAGAACCACUGUCUUACCAAGCACCAGAAAGUUCAUUCCGGAGAGAAGUCUUUGAAACGCAACGACCGUGGGCAGAUGUUCAGCUGGAGCGCACACCUCCUGGAGCACCGGAGACUGCACGGCAAGGAGAAGCCCUUUGCCCUCCAGUUCAACAAACACCUGCUGAGCACGUACUACGUGCCCGGCGGUCUGCUGGGGGCUGGGGACAUGGAGGUGAGGGACGUGGACCCAGUGAACGCGAUGGAUGUGGCAGAGCUCCUGUGUGCAGCCCCACCCCCGCCCAGCAGGAAUUUCCCCCUGGGGAGCAAGCCCUGACACUGACAGGAGGUCUCGGGAGCCACUUCCUGGGCUGCCCAGGAGACAGGCAUAGUCACUCCUCACGAGCUCCUGGAUCCAAGCUGCUCCUUCUUCCAGCCCGUGCAAGCCUUGCCCAAAGCUCAGAGCACUUCUACCCACUGGGAAGGGAUGAGAGUGGAGAGCCUUUGGAGGAUGUCCAUUGUCUUGUUCCCCGAUGAGUGUGGAGGUCACCGACCAGGGGAAGGGAAGAUAAAAAGGGCCUUUGUGUCCUCAGACGGGCUCCUGGAGUGCCUUCCCUCCGUAACCCGCUGUGUGACAACAGAAAUAAAAUACCAGAGUUGCAAGCAGUAUUACCUCCAAGUGAACGCUCUUACUUCCUGGAUUGGCCUCCUGUAGCAGAUACGUCUGUCAGAGACUGCAGCAGUCACGGCAGAGCACCAAGGUAGCCACAUCCUUACACCUUGCCAUGAAGUCCCUGGUGGGGAAUUGGGAGCACCCUGGCAGGUACCCAGUACAUACAGGGAAGAUGGGCAUAGCAUCAAAGCAGAUGUUUCUAGAAGCUUGCCUUCGCUGACCAGCGCUGGCGAGGCUGCUCUGUAAGGAUCUCUCCUUACCAUUUGGCUUGUAUCCAAGAGGAGGCCCCUCCAUACUGCCCACUGGGAAGGGAAGCCACAGCCCCACAGAGGUGAUGCAGGUAUCCCAUAUUGGAGUGCCGGUUUGAGUCCCAGCUGCUCCACUUCUGAUCCACCUCCCUGCUAAUGUGCAGGGAAAGGCAGCAGAAGAUGGCCCAAGUCCUUGAGCCCCUGCCACCCACGUGGGAGGCCCAGUUGGGGUUCCCUGGCUCCUGGCUUCAGCCUGGACCAGCCCCAGGUGUUGCAGCCAUUUGGGGGAGUGAACCAGCAGAUGGAAGAUAUACCCCUCCUUUCAAAUAAAUAAAUCUUAAAAAAGGAAAGAGUGACAGUUGAGCCCCUGGAGUUGGUCUUUCAGAACAUUCCCACGACCUCCUCAAACAAGCUGCCAGAAAGGAGCUGCCAGAAAGGAGCCUGAGCCCUGUCUUUGGACUUAACAGUGUAUGAAGAUGAACAUUUCAAGCAGAAGGGGCCCUCCUGCUGCCCCUUGUCUACAGCCUACACGUGCCCCAGCCUUUGCAGGCCGCCUCACGGAGGCAGCUUCUGUAGGGAACUGCCUUCCCAUCGUCUCCCUCGUCACAAUAAAGCUCCUCUGAGCAACUUGGGCUGGAGGCGAUUUGGUGACACUCAGAGCGCAUGGAGCCCCUGUGUCCAUCAGCCAUACCGAGAUACUGAAGGGGCGUAUCUGUCCUGAUGGGCCCUGAGCCCUGUGGACACAGUGGUGUUAGGGGGAAGUGGUGCCCUAACACAGACAAUAUAUGAACCUGGGACUCCCAGCAGGACACCCCAGUCCCUCCACACACACAAACACCCCAACUCGUAGUGCAGAGAGAGACAAAAGCAGACAUCUGGUGAUGUGACUCGAUCAGAAGGGCAAGGUGCACUAAAACAAGUGGCUCUGAUUGCAUUCAAACGCUGCCAACGUGCACGAGUUGUGACCCUCAUGUCUCUAACAGAUGGGAUCAAUCAUCUGUGAGAGCCACCAGGACUACGGGGGGACGGACAGGCACUGUUCACCCACCCUGGCGUUCACAGCCACAACCUCUGGCCUUGCCCUUGCUGCAUUGGGGACUUGUGGCUUGGAAAA
Messenger RNA from Lepus europaeus (European hare), 4070 nucleotides. It is a transcript of the gene ZNF74, whose product is annotated as zinc finger protein 74. Bases 384 to 2372 code for a protein of 662 amino acids. Lineage: Eukaryota; Metazoa; Chordata; Mammalia; Lagomorpha; Leporidae. The record is from RefSeq and is a predicted model, not a curated record. The transcript has 5 exons. Gene Ontology annotation, biological process: regulation of DNA-templated transcription.